This is a messenger RNA of Closterium sp. Yama58-4, 783 nucleotides long. Lineage: Eukaryota; Viridiplantae; Streptophyta; Zygnematophyceae; Desmidiales; Closteriaceae. The record is from the annotation of a GenBank genome assembly.
AUGAGGGUUAAGGAGGCGAGGCAUGGGGAGAUGAGGGAUAAGGAGGCGAGGCAUGGGGAGAUGAGGGAUAAGGAGGCGAGGCACGGGGAGAUGAGGGAUAAGGAGGCGAGGCAUGGGGAGAUGAGGGAUAAGGAGGCGAGGCAUGGGGAGAUGAGGGAUAAGGAGGCGAGGCAUGGGGAGAUGAGGGAUAAGGAGGCGAGGCAUGGGGAGAUGAGGGAUAAGGAGGCGAGGCAUGGGGAGAUGAGGGAUAAGGAGGCGAGGCAUGGGGAGAUGAGGGAUAAGGAGGCGAGGCAUGGGGAGAUGAGGGAUAAGGAGGCGAGGGAUGGGGAGAUGAGGGAUAAGGAGGCGAGGCAUGGGGAGAUGAGGGAUAAGGAGGCGAGGCAUGGGGAGAUGAGGGAUAAGGAGGCGAGGCAUGGGGAGAUGAGGGAUGGGGAGGUGAGGGAUGGGGAGAUGUGGGAUGGGGAGGUGAGGGAUGGGGAGGCGGGGCAUGGGGAGGUGAGGGAUGGGGAGGUGAGGCGAUGGGAGAUGAGGGAUGGGGAGAUGAGGGAUGGGGAGAUGAGGGAUGGGGAGAUGAGGGAUGGGGAGAUGAGGGAUGGGGAGAUGAGGGAUGAGGAGGUGAGGGAUGGGGAGAUGAGGGAUGGGGAGAUGAGGGAUGGGGAGAUGAGGGAUGAGGAGGUGAGGGAUGGGGAGAUGAGGGAUGGGGAGAUGAGGGAUGGCGCUGCACCUGGAAAUAAACCGCUGCCUUGUCGUACGCUGCAUGCGCUGACUCUAACUCUAGCCUGA